Tinamus guttatus (white-throated tinamou) is the source of this 2922-nucleotide messenger RNA. Lineage: Eukaryota; Metazoa; Chordata; Aves; Tinamiformes; Tinamidae. The record is from RefSeq and is a predicted model, not a curated record.
AUGGGGUCCUGGAUCGUGAAUUUUGUUUCGGUGGCGACUCAGACGGGAGAAUUCCCUGUGGAUACGGCCAGGAGGGCACCUGUGCCGGUAAUAUCAUACUCUGAGUCGGAAUGCCACAUACCGUUGCCCCUGACAUUUUGUAACUCGGAUGUGACUAUUUGGGGAGGGGUUCGCCCUGAACCGGUGGACUGCUUGGGUGAUCUUCCGGAGGCGUAUGAUGCACUCGCAGGGGUGGUGGGGCCUCGGGAAUCGGUGGGUGGGAGCCCACCGGGAGAAGGGGUCAGGUCGCCAGGGAUUGCGUCACCCUCUGGUACUGCGGUCCAACAUGAUUUUGGGAGUCCUAUCCUCGUACCGGGAGCCGAAGCCGCCAAGGUUUCUACCCCGGUAGUGAAGGUUCCUCAAGACCAUCCAGCAUGUCCGUGCUGUGGUACGAGGGUGGUGAAAGUAACGGCGUUGUCAGAACAUCUUAGGAGGGCCCACGGUCGGAAACGGGUCCUAUUUCAGUGCUCCCGAUGCGGGAGGAUGAAUGAGAAACAUCACAGCAUCGCGUGCCAUCUCCCGAAGUGCCAGGGGCCCCCAGUUGAGGAGGGUCGCCUGGGUGCACCUGAGUGGUGCUGUGAGGAGUGCGGGCAGAAAUUUAACACCAAGAGAGGCCUGUCUCAGCACAAAAGAUCUGUGCACCCACUUACGAGGAAUGUGGAACGGAUAGAGGCAGCUCGUCCGCACCCACUUACGAGGAAUGUGGAACAGAUAGAGGCAGCUCGUCCGAAAGGAAAAGGGAAGCGUGGUGCCCACAAAGGCUGUUGGAUCGAGGCGGAGGUGGCCCAGCUGAUUGAACUGGAGGGGAGAUUCAAGAACCAGCGAUUUAUCAACAAGCUGAUCGCGGAGCAUUUGCCAUCGAAAUCGGCAAAGCAGAUCAGCGAUAAGAGAAGGCAGCUGGCGGCAGCAAUCAAGACAUCGUCGCCCGAGAAAAGGGUAACAUCAUCAACGAGUGGGGAGUCCUCCCCUGAAGUGGAAAAGGUGGAGGGUAUCAAGAGAGAAUAUAGAAGGCGUGUUGGAGAGUGGUUGUGCGCUGGGUCCCUGAAGGACCAGACAUCGUUCCAGAAGAUCUUGGAAGAUGUGGAGAGCGGCUCCGAGAUUGUCACCGGUCCGCUGGAGGAACUGGUCUCCUUUGCAAGGGGGAAGCUUGUUCUCUCCCUGCGGGAUCUGGUGAAGUUUGAUCCCCAGGGCGGUCGCAUGGCUGAAGUAUUCAACCUGUGGCUGUUGGCUGGAAGGAUCCCGGACCAAGUGAAGGCGGGCCGAACGGUCCUUAUCCCGAAGUCUACCGAUCCCGGGAAGAUCGAGAACAUUGACAACUGGCGGCCCAUUACCAUCGGGUCGGUUAUCCUCAGAAUGUUCUCUCGGAUUUUGAGCUCUAGACUGCGGCGAGCAUGCCCCAUCAAUAGAAGGCAAAGGGGGUUUAUAGCAGCCCCUGGCUGCUCGGAAAAUCUAAAGCUUCUCCAGGCGCUAAUUAAGAGCGCGAAGCGAGAUCAUAGGACCCUUGGAGUCGUGUUUGUUGAUUUGGCUAAGGCCUUCGACUCUGUGAACCACCAACAUAUCUUCCAAGUCCUGGUCCAGAAGGGUGUCGAUGGACAUAUUAUUGACAUCCUAAGAGACCUGUAUACCAACGCUGGAAUGUAUCUGGAGUCAGGUUCCCAGCGAUCGGGAUUUAUUAAGAUCCUCAGGGGAGUGAAACAGGGGGACCCACUCUCUCCCAUCCUGUUCAAUCUUGCAUUAGAUCCUUUGCUGUGCUGCCUGGAAGAUCGGGGCCUCGGUUAUAAGUAUGGAGACCAACAAAUAUCAUCGUUGGCAUUAGCGGAUGAUCUUGCUCUGCUCAGUGACUCUUGGGAGGGUAUGCAGCGGAGUAUUCGGGUGGUAGAGGAAUUUUGUCAACGGACCGGGCUGCGGGUUCAAGCCAAAUGCCACGGGUUUUUGAUUAGGCCAACUAAAGAGUCAUAUACCAUCAAUGACUGUGACCCGUGGACGAUUGCAGAUAUACAAUUAGAUAUGAUCGAUCCGGGCAGUUCCGAGAAGUAUCUUGGCCUAGGGAUAGACCCAUGGAUUGGUCUAUCGAGAUCGGAACUGUCUGAGCUGCUGACCCGUUGGGUGAAGAACAUCGGGGGUGCCCCCUUGAAGCCACUCCAGAAGGUGGACAUCUUGAGGAGCUACGCCCCACCAAGGCUGCUGUUCAUUGCAGAUCACGCAGGCCUGAGUGCCACCAGUUUCCAUUCCCUUGACCUUUUGAUAAGAUCUGCCAUCAAGGGCUGGUUACAUCUACCGCCUAGUACGUGUGACGGUAUUAUUUACGUCAGCUACAAGGACGGCGGACUGGGUCUUCCCCGUCUGGCGAGCCUAAUUCCAAAUGUACAGGCUCACAGGUUGGUGCGGAUCGCCCAAUCGGAGGAUGACGUCAUCAGGAGUGUGGUACUCCAGGAGGGUAUCCAGGAGGAGAUCCGGAAAGUCUGAAUCUCGGCUGGGGGGCGACCCGAGAAGGUUCCAUCUGUGACGGGGGAGUUCCCAGUGUUGGAGGCUCAGGCGGCUGACGAGGCCCUAUCCGAGUGGGAGAAGCGAGCUCCACGAACCAUCUAUCCCAUUCGCUGUAAGUGGAGGAAAAGAAAAAUGGAUAAUUGGACCAAUCUAAAAUUGCAAGGCCACAGGAUUUGGAACUUUGAAAGUGACCAAAUCAGUAAUGAUUGGCUUCUGCAUUAUGGCCACAUUCCUCACUGCAAACUAAUAACAGCUAUCCAGUUGCGGGCCAAUGUCUAUCCCACACGGGAGUUUUUGGCCCGCGGCCUGGGCAUCCCACACGGGAGUUUUUGGCCCGCAGCCUGGGCGAGGGUGCACCCAGGGGAUGUAGACACUGCCCCACUUGUUCCCACAUAA